Molecule: messenger RNA, 912 nt
Organism: Nannizzia gypsea CBS 118893
Lineage: Eukaryota; Fungi; Ascomycota; Eurotiomycetes; Onygenales; Arthrodermataceae
Product: superoxide dismutase
Exons: 4
Coding region: 1-912 (303 amino acids)
Biological process (GO): superoxide metabolic process
Molecular function (GO): superoxide dismutase activity; metal ion binding
Source: RefSeq, a predicted model, not a curated record
AUGAUAUUCCAACGGUCGAUACGGCAGCAGGCCGGUCUGCUGGCCUCUGCAUCUCGGGGCACCCUACGGCCCCAGGUCCAGAGCAGAGCCUUCCACCGCGUCCCCCAAUUAACACACAGCACCCAUUUCCAGGAGCAUGGCGUACCGGGCGUCCUCUCUCCAGAGGGUUACAACCUUGCCUGGGUACAAUAUCAAUCGUACCUAGUUCAGAAGCUCAACAUGCUCACCGGAGGUACUGCGGAUGAGAAUGUUGGCCCAGGAACCCUUUUGAUCAAAUAUGCUCGCCAGGCCAGCAUGGCUUCUCUCUUUAACUAUGCCUCCAUGGCGCACAACAACCACUUCUAUUUCAAUUGUCUAUCACCUGAAGCCGUCCCAAUCCCAGGAAAGCUCGAAGAAGCUAUCACAGAAUCAUGCUCCUCCGUCGAAUCCCUCAAAGAAGAAUUCAUUGCGACCGCCAACGCUAUGUUCGGACCCGGAUUCGUUUGGCUAGUUAAGAUGAAAGAUACCGCCCAAUUGAAAAUCCUAGCAACCUAUAUUGCCGGCUCCCCAUACCCCCAAGCACACUUCCGACGCCAACCAGUAGACAUGGCCACUCAAACUACCGGAAUAACCGGUGGUGAGAACCUUGAGGCUGUGGGCCGAAUUGCGUCCCGAACAUACGGUUCCAUGGGACCCUUUGCACAACAGAAAUAUCUCGCUCCUGGCGGCGCCGAUAUUCACCCGAUUCUCUGUGUGAACACUUGGGAACAUGUAUGGCUACGGGACUGGGGAAUUGGUGGCAAGGCUGGAUAUCUAGAGGCAUGGUGGGAUAAGAUUAACUGGGAAGAAGUUGCUCAGAAUUAUAAGCAGGCUGGGCCGGAGUCAUCGUUUGACACGAGUAGGAAACAGAAGCCGUUCGGAUCACGUUAUUGA